AUGGCCCUCUUCCAGGCCGGGGAGACCCUGGCGUACGCUGGACUGUCCGCUAUGUACAUUGACAGGGAGGACCAUUUCGGCGCCCACAACUACGCGCCCAUCCCCGUUGUCCUGGAGCGCGGCCAGGGGGCGUUUGUGUGGGACGUGGAGGGCAAGCGCUACUUUGACUUCCUGUCGGCCUACUCGGCCGUCAACCAGGGCCACUGCCACCCCAAGAUCGUGGAUGCCCUGACGCAGCAGGCUGGCAAGGUCGCCCUCACGUCUCGCGCCUUCUACAACAACAUCCUGGGGGAGUACGAGGAGUACAUCACCAAGCUGUUUGGCUACGACAAGGUGCUGCCCAUGAACACGGGCGUGGAGGGCGGAGAGACGGCCUGCAAGCUGGCCCGCAAGUGGGGGUACGACGUCAAGGUGUGUGGGGUGGUGCGGCGCGGGUCUGCGGCUGGGCCGCCAAGCGGCGAUGGGAGGGCAGCGCACUGCGGGCAGCGGGGGCGGCUCGGGCUAUGGUUGCUGCGGGCGAGGGGCUUUUGA
Messenger RNA from Monoraphidium neglectum, 531 nucleotides. RefSeq names its product ornithine--oxo-acid transaminase. NCBI's taxonomy places the organism in Eukaryota, Viridiplantae, Chlorophyta, Chlorophyceae, Sphaeropleales, Selenastraceae. Gene Ontology annotation, cellular component: cytoplasm. Gene Ontology annotation, molecular function: identical protein binding; L-ornithine transaminase activity; pyridoxal phosphate binding. Bases 1 to 531 code for a protein of 176 amino acids. The record is from RefSeq and is a predicted model, not a curated record. The transcript is spliced from 4 exons.